AUGCCUGUCUGUCAUCCCCACACGAUCAACCUCCGUCUCGUAAACACAAUUUUCGUGAACCCCCCUGGCCGCAUUCCACCACAACGGAACAACCCGCCGAACCCCUUUUGCCACCUCCCAUUUCAAAUCCCCCGCCUCGUCCACCCGCCGCUAGCCGGCCGUGCUUCCGAACAACCCCCCAUUUCCCCCGCUGGCUCCCCCACGCCCCUACUCCCAGGCGAGGGCACCUACGGACUGGUGUACCAUGCACGCAGCAAGGAGACGGGCGGCCGUUACGCCAUCAAGCAGUUCAAAAGCGGCCGGGAGGGUGACGGCGUAUCCCCCACCGCCAUUCGGGAGAUCAUGUUGCUCAGGGAGAUGAGCCACCCCAACAUAGUCAAGCUGGAGAGCGCGCACAUCAACCACAGCGAGCCGUCCCUGUGGUUGGCCUUCGAAUACGCUGAGUACGACUUGUACGAAAUGAUCAAGUUUCACAGGGACAACAAGGACAACCGCCGGGACAACCCUUUCGGUUUGAUGCCACAGUACAUCGUCAAGACGGUCAUGUGGCACCUGCUCAACGGUCUCAGCUACAUGCACCAGCACUGGGUGGUGCACCGGGACCUCAAGCCCUCCAACGUGUUGGUGAUGGGCGAGGACCCCGCAGUGGCCCCCAGCCAACAUGGCUGUGUCAAGAUUGCGGACUUCGGGCUGGCCAGGAUAUUCCAGGCCCCUGCGCGGCCCCUCUCGGACAACGGCGUGGUGGUCACCAUUUGGUACCGCGCCCCCGAGCUGCUGCUUGGUGCCCGCCACUACACUCGCGCGGUGGAUGUGUGGGCGGCCGGGUGCAUCUUUGCGGAGCUGCUCACACUUAAGCCGCUGUUCCAGGGCCAGGAGCGCAAGACGCCGGGCAAUGUGCUGCAAGCGGACCAACUGGACAAGAUCUUCCGUGUGUUGGGUCACCCGGGUAUCAAGACCUGGCCCGAGCUGGAGGUGCUGCCCCACUGGGUGGACAACACGGACAACGUGAGAGUGAGGCGGCCCGAGUGGGGCGGUACGGGACUGCACAGUGCGAUACUGGAGGCCAUGCGGGCUAUCGACCUGAUGUCCCGCAUGCUGGACUACAACCCCUCCAGUCGGGCCACUGCGGAAGAGGCGCUGAGGCACGAGUGGUUCAGAACGGAACCCAAACCCGGACCCAACGUGUUUAGGAUGCAGGUGGGGUCAUGGAACGGGAAUGGGCAUGGACCUGGCGGGUCGUGCUGGGCAUGA
This is a messenger RNA of Volvox carteri f. nagariensis, 1251 nucleotides long. RefSeq names its product cyclin dependent kinase (gene cdke1). Gene Ontology annotation, cellular component: mediator complex; nucleus. The coding region runs from base 1 to 1251 and encodes 416 amino acids. Gene Ontology annotation, molecular function: cyclin-dependent protein serine/threonine kinase activity; ATP binding; RNA polymerase II CTD heptapeptide repeat kinase activity. Lineage: Eukaryota; Viridiplantae; Chlorophyta; Chlorophyceae; Chlamydomonadales; Volvocaceae. The record is from RefSeq and is a predicted model, not a curated record. Gene Ontology annotation, biological process: protein phosphorylation. The transcript has 10 exons.